GACUCGGGCAUCGGGCUAGCAAAACCGGACACGCCCAUUCACAUUUCAGCCGCAGAUCCAAGCUUGGUGCUGACGACAUCGCGAGCUCGCGUCUUGACGGAAGCGACUUCUGCGGCGCUACGGAGGCACUUUGGUAUUGGGGUGGAUGGAGCGGGGAAGGAUGUGUGUUCGGUGAUUUCAACUGGACACUACUUGCUUCCUGCGCUUGCGUACGGCGUUAUUGGCGCGGGAGGCGUGUUCUCUGCUGCAUCGGCGGCUAGUACGGUUGGUGAGCUGUGCAAGCAGAUCCAGGGUGCUGGGUCUAAGAUUCUUGUUGCUGUGGAGAGGACGAGGGAUGUUGCUGUCGGGGCUGCUGAGGCGGCGGGGUGGGGUAGGAACGGAGGCGGGAGAGUGCUGGUAAUGAGUGAAGGGAGGGAGUGGAGUCUGAGAGCUCUGCAGAGAAAUGGGGGAUUAGGAGAGAAUUUGAUUGUUGAGGGAGAUAGAUUGGUUUGGAGUAGGAUUACCGAUCCGCAGGAGCUGGAUGAUAGCCUUGUUGUGCUGAUUUAUAGCUCUGGGACUACGGGUUUGCCCAAAGGUGUCAAGAUAUCUCAUCGAAACUUGGUAGCCGAAACUGUAAUCACAGGUAACUUGGUCAAGUCAUGGAUAUCAGAGAAACGACCGGACUUCGAAUAUAGAACAGUCGCUCAUCUGCCCAUUGCGCACAUCGCCGGCAUCCAGGGUUACCUCCUCAAUGGAUUCUACAUGGGCGGCCCUGUUUACUGGAUGCCAAAGUUCGACUUUGCUCAGUUCCUCGAAUACAACAGGAAAUACCGCAUCACCUUCUUCUUCACUGUGCCGCCCAUCUUCCUACUCAUUGCAAAGUCGGCCCAGGUAACAGACCAGUUCCAGACUCUGGAGUUCGUUGUCAGCGGUGCUGCACCGCUAGGCAAGGACUUGCAGUAUGCAGCCAGCCAAAAGCUAGGUGGACCAGAUUGCUUCAUCGAUCAGACGUGGGGGCUAUCCGAAACGACAGGAAGUGCAACAAUCAUGCCAGCGGGCAUGCACGACGAUACUGGGUCAGUAGGCCCUCUGGUGCCGAAUAUGCUUGCCCGUCUUGUUGACGACGAUGGCCGAGAUGUCGAGUUAGGAAGGCCAGGAGAGAUUCUUAUCAAAGGGCCUGUGGUGUGCAAAGGAUAUUACCAGAACGAUGUUGCUAACAAGGAAUCCUUCACAGAAGACUGGUUUCACACUGGUGACAUUGCAGAGUUUCGCAACGGACUGUUUUACAUUGUCGAUCGUAAGAAGGAAUUAAUCAAGUACAAGGGCUUACAGAUUGCUCCUGCAGAGCUAGAAGCUGUAUUAGUGAGCCACUCGGAUGUUUUGGAUGCAGCCGUUAUCGGAGUCGAGGCUGAUGACGGGCUUAACGAGGUUCCAAGAGCGUAUGUUGUUGCUGCUAAGGGCAAGGAUAAGAUUAGCGCACGCGAUAUCGCAGAGUUUGUGAAGAGAAAGGUGGCUGGGUACAAGCAGUUGAGGGGUGGUGUGGUGUUUGUGGAUGAGGUCCCCAAGAGUCCCAGUGGAAAGAUUCUCAGGAAAGAUUUGAGGCUUCUGGCGAAGCGUGAGAAGGGCGCAAGGUUGUGA
This is a messenger RNA of Bipolaris oryzae ATCC 44560, 1617 nucleotides long. RefSeq lists its product as uncharacterized. The transcript is spliced from 2 exons. NCBI's taxonomy places the organism in Eukaryota, Fungi, Ascomycota, Dothideomycetes, Pleosporales, Pleosporaceae. Gene Ontology annotation, biological process: secondary metabolic process. The record is from RefSeq and is a predicted model, not a curated record. The annotation marks the transcript as partial. Gene Ontology annotation, molecular function: CoA-ligase activity.